Argiope bruennichi is the source of this 1125-nucleotide messenger RNA. RefSeq names its product homeobox protein ceh-36-like. Bases 1 to 1125 code for a protein of 374 amino acids. Gene Ontology annotation, biological process: regulation of transcription by RNA polymerase II. The record is from RefSeq and is a predicted model, not a curated record. Lineage: Eukaryota; Metazoa; Arthropoda; Arachnida; Araneae; Araneidae. The transcript is spliced from 7 exons. Gene Ontology annotation, molecular function: RNA polymerase II transcription regulatory region sequence-specific DNA binding; DNA-binding transcription factor activity, RNA polymerase II-specific.
AUGUCAGAAGAUGGACUUCAAGGUUAUCCAAGUGCAUAUGCAGCCCUCAGCGGGUCCAGAUACAUACCUUUAGGACCUUCUGCAGCGUUGGAUUCGGUGUUCAGACCAGCCACGGCACCCUUUUAUCAGCCAUAUGUACCAUGGAUGGCAAGACCGUACACAUUGGAAGAUUUCAGGAAUGCGGCCUCGGCUCCGUUAGGAAAACAUAGACGUAACAGGACGGCCUUUUCGCAGCAACAAUUAGCAGCUCUGGAGCAGACCUUCGCUAAGACUCAGUAUCCGGACUUGGAGAAUAGAGAGAGCCUCUCACGGAAGACAGGACUACCCGAACCUAAAAUACAGGUUUGGUUCAAAAAUAGGCGAGCUAAGCAACGAAAGCUGCAGAAAGGCAAUGACAAAAACUUUUCAGUUCAAGACAAGUGCAAGGACGUUAUAAGUUCCACGACCACGUCCCCUCAACGGUCUCUAAUCGAAAAGGAUAUGGGAAACAAGUCGACCAAUAUCCAAAACAGAUUAGACGGCGAUCCUAGUCAUAACAUUUCAAAUGCAAGGUUAAUGGAGUGUUCUUCAUCUCAAGUCAAAGAGAGUCUUGACAUUAAGAUCGAAGAACUAUCUCAGCCUAACCGAUUCCAAGAAAGACGACGAAUACACUGGUUUGAUUCUAGUUUCAACCGGAUUCCUGCUGAAGACGUUUUGACCAGAAACUCGAUUCCGAGUUCAUCCGAAACAACAUACGAAAAUGCUUCUGUGGAAAGCACGAACUUCAAGGCGAAACUGACCAAUGGAAACUCAAGUUUUCCAGUGUCUCCUAAACCCCAAAAUAACGAUUAUGAAGAUCUCUCCUCCGAAAUCCCUCAGCCAUCUGACACCGUCAAACACCACCCUCUCAGCUUUUGGGCAGGGAAGUUACCCACAUACAUCAGCCCGCCUUCAACUGACCCCCAAUGCCGCUUUCUACCCAUGGUUUCAUCAUUUCUUUACCCUCACAUACCUGGCAAUUGGCCGUACGCAUAUUAUGGAAGUUCCACAAGCACUAGCGAAGUACCGUACGAUGAUAAACCACAGUGUGUAACAUUGACCAGGACUGGCACUACCGAUCCUCGCUACAAUGAAAGCGAAUCUUAA